UUAUGGUCCGGCGGUCUCUGUUAGUCCUCGCUGUCCGUGUAAACAUGGCGGAUUACGACCUCACGUCCAAACUGGGACCCUUCCUGGACCGCCACUUGGUCUUCCCCUUGAUGGAAUUCUUAUCCGUCAAAGGAAUCUAUGAUGAGACUGACCUGCAGCGUGCCAAGCUGGAGCUUCUGUCAAGCACCAACAUGGUAGACUUUGCCAUGGACAUCCACAAGUCCCUCUACCCAGACCCAGGUGUGCCUGCUGAACUGCCCGAGCGGAGGUCACGGGUUGUUUCUGAACUUAAGCGCCUGCAGACAGAGACAGAGCCUAUCUUCAAGAUCUUCAGUGACAAUGAGGUUCAGAAGCAGCUGCAGAAUUCUCGGGACCACCGCACCCUGAUGCAGUUCCUCAUAGACAACCACGAUUUCCGGCCAGAAAUGCUGGACACCCUUUACUCCUUCGCCAAGUUCCAGUAUGAGUGUGGCAACUAUUCUGGUGCUGCGGAUUACCUGUACCUCCACCGUGGCUUGGUGCCAAUCAGCGACAAGAACUUCCUGAAUGGCUUGUGGGGAAAGCUUGCUUCAGAGAUCCUGACUCAAAAUUGGGAGAAUGCCCUUGAAGAUCUGAAUCGCCUCAAAGAGUUCAUUGAGAGCAACAUGACCACCUCGCCCCUCCAGGCACUUCAGCAACGCACUUGGCUCAUCCACUGGUCACUCUUUGUAUUCUUCAAUCAUCCCAAAGGCCGGGAACUGAUCAUCGAAAUGUUCUUGUAUCAGCAGCCAUAUCUCAAUGCAAUACAGACCAUGUGUCCCCAUGUACUGCGAUACUUGGCAACUGCUGUGGUCAUCAACAAGAACAGCAGGAGGGCAGCCAUGAAGGACUUGGUGAAAGUGAUCCAGCAGGAGAGCUACACCUACAAGGACCCCAUCACAGAGUUCCUGGCUCACCUUUAUGUUGACUUUGACUUUGAUGCAGCCCAAGAGAAACUACAGCAGUGUGCUGCUGUAUUGGAAAAUGACUUCUUUUUAGUGGCUUGUCAGAAUGACUUCAUUGAAAAUGCUCGACUCAUGAUCUUUGAGCUUUUCUGCAGAAUCCACCAGUGCAUCAGUAUAAACAUGCUGGCUGAUAAGCUCAACAUGAGCCCAAAGGAAGCUGAACGCUGGAUAGUCAACCUGAUUAGACAAGCCAAACUUGAUGCAAAGAUAGACUCCCAGCAGGGCCAUGUGGUGAUGGGAACUCAGGCUGUCUCUCCAUACCAGCAACUUAUUGAGAAAACUAAGACUCUCAGCUUCCGCACACAGAUGCUUGCCAUCAAUGUUGAGAAGAAGGCAACAGCGAGAUACAGUGAGGGUCCAAGCUGGGCUGUUGCAAGUUAAUAUUUACAUUUAUACGGCCAGACUCCUUCAGCUACCAUAUCCAAGACCUACAGUUUAUAUAAUGACAAGGUAUGAAAUAAAGAGCUGGAAAGUAAA
Molecule: messenger RNA, 1460 nt
Organism: Scylla paramamosain (green mud crab)
Lineage: Eukaryota; Metazoa; Arthropoda; Malacostraca; Decapoda; Portunidae
Gene: eIF3e
Product: eukaryotic translation initiation factor 3 subunit E-like
Biological process (GO): translational initiation
Cellular component (GO): eukaryotic translation initiation factor 3 complex; cytoplasm; nucleus
Molecular function (GO): translation initiation factor activity
Source: RefSeq, a predicted model, not a curated record